AUGUCUGUUGGAGGACGAGGUAAUUCAUCACGUGGAAACACUCUAAGGAGGGGCCAUGCGCCGUUACCAAAUCUUUCCAUUGCGGGAAAACGCGAAACAAAGUGCGAGUCAACUGGAACAAAAGGAACUCGUCGAGCAGGAAAGCGUGAGAGAGGAGGACGUGGAAAAUAUGGACGUAAUCAAGGUCGAGAAACGGGAAGACAACUUUUUAUAGAGCAGCAGGGGAUAUUUUCAUCCGGUUUAAAUGAUGAUGGGCGACAUAAAAGAGUGAAAAGUAGCAUAUCAAAUGAAUUGUGCACAACAAGUCUUGGACAAGUGAAGAAAGUAGAUCAAGAAGAUGCGAAAAAGGAAAGCGACAUAAACUCUAUAACAUAUGAAUCAGAAUGGUUAUCUGAUGAAGAAGCUGACAACGAAGAACUGCAAGAGUUGCUACGGGAUGGGUUCUUGUCAGACUUGAAGCCAGGGAAAGUUAUCCCACUGGUAUUACCGGAAACAGAGCAAGAACAGUUCCAGCAGUUAAUUAAGAAAGAGAAAGGUGUGGAGAAUGAUUGUAGGUCCAUGGAUAUGAACUUUUUGCUACCAACGAAGAAAAAAAGGAAGGACAAUCAGCACCUUAAACCAGAAUGUGAAUUUGAAGAGGAUGUCAAAAAGUUACAGCUAAAGGAGCUGGAAACUGUUAAUACAGCGUCGGAUCCAACUGCAACAAGUAGUCGUAGGGCAGCUACCAUCAUGCGGAAAAUUCAAGAAGAUGAAGAUGGUUCAAUUUUGAUGCUGCAAUUGCCAAGUACGUUGUCCGCUAUUAAGAAUUCAGCUAGUCAAGAAGAUACGCUAGGGGGACCGAAGUCCGAAGAUAACACAUGUCCAACAAUAAAACACUGUCUUGACGGUUUUGCGAAUGGUAGCAAAAUUGGGAAACUGCGAAUACGAAAAGGAGGCCGCAUGGAGCUGUCGUUCUGUGGGAUGCCUCUGGAUGUAGCUUGUGGUGUUGCUACAAGAUAUAAUGAGUCAGUAUUACUAAUCGAUCCUGAGAGUCAAACAACAACUUCGACGAUCAAGAGUGAAUGUGGCGAUGAGCAAUCACCAUGCAGAGGUUAUAUUCUAGGUACAAUUGUUGAUUCCUUCAUUUGUUCGCAUAAUCUUCCGGAGGCUCUUGAUGAUAAGCGAGAGGAGCAGCAAUUGGAUAGACGAAAAUACUGUGAGAUUAAAAACCAACAGGAUGAAAAGGAAGAUCUGGAAAUGAAAGACCUGCUUUUGGAGUUAAGUUCAAUCGAAAAGAAAGAAGAAUCUUGGUCAAAAUGGACUCUGGAAUAUUCCGAUUCUUUGACAUGCGAUGAUUCAUAG
This is a messenger RNA of Cercopithifilaria johnstoni, 1341 nucleotides long. The record is from the annotation of a GenBank genome assembly. Lineage: Eukaryota; Metazoa; Nematoda; Chromadorea; Rhabditida; Onchocercidae.